Mytilus californianus (California mussel) is the source of this 1455-nucleotide messenger RNA. RefSeq names its product leucine-rich repeat-containing G-protein coupled receptor 5-like. NCBI's taxonomy places the organism in Eukaryota, Metazoa, Mollusca, Bivalvia, Mytilida, Mytilidae. The record is from RefSeq and is a predicted model, not a curated record. Bases 82 to 1455 code for a protein of 457 amino acids. The transcript has 2 exons. Gene Ontology annotation, molecular function: protein binding.
AAUAUGUUAUCUUCAAGAUAAGAGAAUAUGCACAUGACAAACUGUACCCUUACUUUUAGAACUGUGACAACGAUUUAACAGAUGUUGCUAUUAUUGGCAUUAGUGUUGGUUAGUACCACGGUGACGGUGGAUGGAGCGUGCAAAACAAUUGGACAUGUGUACGAUUGCGCAAACUCUGGACGUACUUCAAUACCAGAUUUUACAACGAUCCCAAAUCCUGGUUCAAUAACAAUUGUAAACCUCAAUAAUAAUCUCAUAAGAACCGUUCCUAUUCAUGCAUUUAAAGGAUUAACACACAAAGAUUUAGAGAUAAAUUUAGGUCACAAUAAUAUAACAUCCAUUCAGGAUGGAGCUUUUGAUGCUGUUUAUGAUACACUAAUAAAACUAACACUUAGAUCUAAUAAUUUGAGGGAUUUGUCACAGGCCCAGGAUAUUGGCAAAUUGAAUAAGUUGUCGUAUUUAGAUAUCAAGGAUAACGAUUUUCCAGAUGGAACAACAUUGGAUAGAGGUACUACUGAUAACGUGUUUCGUCUAAUUGGGGACACUAUAACUGAAUUUCACUUUGGAGGAAGAAAUAUUGCCACUUGGCCGAGAGUUGCCUUAACCCAUUUUCCGAAAUUAGAUACCUUGAACUACGAAGGAGGGUAUCUAGCCAACGUACCAUAUGAUGGAUUUCAUGGGUUUGAACACACGUUAAGAAAGUUGCACAUAUCUCACACACAACUUAGACAAAUACCACUGGCAAUAUCACAACUUACACAGCUCCAGGAACUAUAUUUUGAUGACAAUAUCCAUGUACAUGACAGUGGAAUAUUUGCCCAAGCUUUUGCCACCUUAACUCAUACAACUAGUCCACUAAAAGUGUUAAGUCUACAAAAUGACGGAUUAUCAAGAUUCCCUGCAGUUUUGAGAAAUCUUGUCAAUCUUAAAGAAUUGAAUAUGGGUAGAAACAACUUAUGGUACGUGGCCGAUGAUGCCUUGUCACUACUCAUUAAUGCUUCCAUCACAAAAAUGGGUUUAAGUGGAUGCCAACUUGAUAGAAUUCCACAAGCUUUACUUAAAUUACCCAGCAUGGCAGAGCUUGAUGUAUCGAACAAUAAUAUACAAAGCAUUGAACGGUAUGAUAUGAGUAACCAGCCUACAAUAACUAAAUUGAACGUAUCUCACAACCCUCUGGCAUACAUUUCUACUGAAGCAUUUCAGUCGUUGCCGGCAUUAGAGGUUAUUGAUUUCUCAUCCACUGCCAUGACUCAGAUUCCGAGAGCAAUCAUAAAUACCCCCGCACUCAAGACUUUAAACUUGGCCAAUUGUCUUAUAGAAUGUACCUGUGAUUUGACAUGGAUAACGAGGCGUCUACAUCAAGGAAAGACAUUUAUUGGGACUUGUGAAACUAUUGAACAACCUGUUGAAUCUUAUAUACAGACACGCGUUCCAACCUGUCCAGCAAGACGUUAA